CGAAAAGUGAGCGGUUCGAGUCUUUAAUCGUAGUGGUGAAUGCAAGUGCAGUCAGGAAUUAAAGUCAAUAAAUCAUCAGCGAUCGGCUGUUUUGCAUUUGCGAGAGUGCUCUGCGCUGAAAGUUAUACGAAUUAACUAAAACUGCGUUUCGCGUGCCCGAAUCAUCGACGAAUAAAAGCAAAAAGGAGGUGCGCAAACAAAGCUCUUGCCGCCAAACGAGCAGCUGACGAAUUCGUGGGAAGAAACGUGCGCAAUUAACGCCGGAUUUGCGUUUUAUGUCACUGGGAGUGGAAAUGCCGCUUGUAUACCCAGUUUCAAUUUGACAUUCGGAAACUACUCUUUUUUUGUGCUUCGUUUCGGUCCCGUUCCAUUAGUUUUAGCUUUUUGUGUUCUUCUUUGCUCUUUCUUCGCGUGCUUCGUUGUUUUAAGGAAAUCCUUCCCGGUGUAUUACCGUUCGGUGGUGCAAACACCUGGUAAGGGGUCAGGAUUCCGCGGAAAAGCAUAACAAAAUUACUCGGUCCACUUUAAUCGUUGUGUUUUUGUGCGAUCUUCUUGUUUCAGUAUAACACGGAUUACAAAAAUUAAACGCAAAACGAAACAAAUUGCAAAUGUUUAAUGUUCUUGAGGGCAAAACAAUUGCAGUGAUUACAUAUUUUAUUUGACCCCAAAGCCUGGGGUCUUUCCUAAAUCGUGUCUAAAUUUUCAAAGUGUAUGAAAUAUACUAUACGGCAUUUCCUCCGUUUUACGUUUAAAUUGAAUAAGAAAUUGAACGAAUAAGAAGAUUCACUGAAAAGAGCAAGUUGCUGCCUCCUGCUCACUGAUUUGCACCCAUCCGCUCCCCCUUCUACUAGUACAACUACUGCUACUAGCACCACUAAACCAACAUCACCAAACCACCAGCACCACCGUCGCGAACGUGUGUCGUGUGCAAUGUUAGUGUCUCUCGAACUAGCCAAGUGACCAGCACAGCGCAUAGAAUAUAUUGUCUAUUAAAAUCCAAUGCGUAUUGAAAAAUAAUCAAAUAGAUACCAAAUCUUUUUGUUGACAUUCAAUGUGAGAAGUCAUAAUCCCUAAGCCUUAGAUGAAUGUCAAAUUUUAAUUUAUUAGAGUGCUUCGACCAACGAAUUUAAUUUCUGUGGAAUAUCCAUUGAAUUGCCAGCCAAUUAAUUGCCCGAUUUCAAGUGAAUUUGUGCUCUCAUAAAUUAUCAGAAGAAGAAUACCCAUCUAUAAAUAAAUAACUGUAUCGGAUAUAGUAUACUUAUUUUUAGUUUUUGUUUUGAUUUUGGGUUGCCUAUCGUAUAUGGCUCAGUUACCACAUUUUAAUUUUUAAAAUAGUUUGCCCGUUACUAAACGUUGCCAUCGAGCCGAAAUCAUUAACCACAAUUUAUAGAAGGCGCCAGCGCUGAAUGCGGCCCCACAUGAGUUGGUUCCAUUAAAGUGGGUAGCGACCAUGAUGUCCUGCCCCCUUCCCAUGCAAUUACCGAUACCGAUACCUUCAAUACACAAAACAGAAUUUGCACCGGUUCACAUUGGAGUCAAGCGCGGAAGCGACGAACUUUUGAGUCAAGCAGCAGUCAUGGCGCCCGCUUCCGACAAUAACAAUCAGGACCUGGCCACAAAGAAGGCCAAACUGGAGCCGGGAACCGUGCUGGCCGGUGGAAUUGCCAAGGCCUCCAAAGUCAUCCAUUUGCGCAACAUUCCAAACGAGUCCGGUGAGUCGGAUGUGAUUGCCCUGGGCAUUCCGUUCGGACGUGUGACAAACGUGCUGGUGCUUAAGGGCAAGAACCAGGCGUUCAUCGAAAUGGCCGACGAAAUAUCCGCCACGUCGAUGGUGUCCUGCUACACAGUCAAUCCGCCCCAGAUGCGCGGACGCAUGGUCUACGUGCAGUUCUCGAACCAUCGCGAGCUAAAAACGGAUCAGAGUCACAAUAACUCGGUUGUCCAGAGCGACUACCGCAUCCAGUCUCCGGCGGCCGGAUCGCCCCUACCCCUCUGCGCCGCUUCCAAUGCGACCAGCAACAAUGCCAACAGCUCCGGCGACAGCAACAGCAGUGCCGUGGGCAUCUUGCAGAAUAACUCGAGCGCUGUGAACGCAGCCGGCAACAACACGAAUUCCGCCGGCGGACCCAACACGGUGCUCCGCGUGAUCGUGGAGUCGCUGAUGUACCCCGUCUCCCUGGACAUUCUGCACCAGAUCUUCCAGCGCUACGGUAAGGUGCUGAAGAUCGUUACCUUUACCAAGAACAACUCAUUCCAGGCCCUCAUCCAAUAUCCGGACGCCAACUCCGCCCAGCAUGCCAAGUCGCUCCUGGACGGGCAGAAUAUAUACAACGGCUGCUGCACCCUGCGCAUUGACAACAGCAAGCUGACGGCGCUGAAUGUAAAGUACAACAACGACAAGUCGCGCGACUUCACAAACCCCGCGCUGCCGCCGGGUGAACCGGGGGUGGACCUCAUGCCCACCGCCGGCGGACUGAUGAACACCAACGAUCUCCUACUGAUCGCCGCCCGGCAGCGGCCUUCUCUCACAGGUGAUAAAAUAGUCAACGGCCUAGGCGCCCCGGGUGUUCUGCCGCCCUUUGCCUUGGGCCUGGGCACUCCGCUGACCGGCGGCUACAGCAACGCCCUGCCCAACUUGGCCGCUUUCUCGCUGGCCAACAGCGGCGCCCUGCAGACAGCCGCUCCUGCCAUGCGCGGCUACUCGAAUGUUCUGCUUGUCUCGAAUUUAAAUGAGGAGAUGGUCACGCCUGAUGCUCUCUUUACCCUCUUUGGUGUAUAUGGCGAUGUGCAACGUGUGAAGAUUCUGUACAACAAGAAGGACUCGGCGCUCAUACAGAUGGCGGAGCCCCAGCAAGCUUAUUUGGCCAUGUCUCACCUUGAUAAAUUACGUUUAUGGGGCAAGCCGAUACGUGUAAUGGCCAGCAAACACCAGGCCGUGCAGCUGCCCAAGGAGGGGCAGCCGGACGCCGGACUCACGCGUGACUACUCGCAGAAUCCGCUGCACCGUUUCAAGAAACCGGGCAGCAAGAACUACCAGAACAUAUAUCCGCCUUCGGCGACACUGCAUUUAAGUAACAUUCCCUCGUCCUGCUCUGAGGAUGACAUCAAAGAAGCCUUCACCUCAAACAGCUUCGAAGUCAAAGCAUUCAAAUUUUUCCCGAAGGACCGCAAAAUGGCGCUGCUGCAGCUGUCGUCCGUGGAGGAGGCCGUUUUGGCGCUGAUCAAGAUGCACAACCACCAAUUGUCCGAGUCGAACCAUCUGCGUGUGAGCUUCUCCAAGUCGAACAUCUAGAAUCCGAUCCGAAGUCAGGUUUACUGAACCUGACUGGGUGCCUCCGGCGGCUACAGCUACAUGCAGAUGCACCUGCAGCAACACCUACAGAUCUAUUGGCAGCAACAAA
Drosophila elegans is the source of this 3401-nucleotide messenger RNA. RefSeq names its product polypyrimidine tract-binding protein 1 (gene heph). Gene Ontology annotation, biological process: mRNA processing; regulation of RNA splicing. The transcript is spliced from 14 exons. The record is from RefSeq and is a predicted model, not a curated record. Lineage: Eukaryota; Metazoa; Arthropoda; Insecta; Diptera; Drosophilidae. Gene Ontology annotation, molecular function: mRNA binding. Gene Ontology annotation, cellular component: nucleus. Bases 1451 to 3292 code for a protein of 613 amino acids.